Macadamia integrifolia is the source of this 2090-nucleotide messenger RNA. Its product is annotated as 5'-nucleotidase SurE-like. The record is from RefSeq and is a predicted model, not a curated record. Gene Ontology annotation, molecular function: nucleotidase activity. The coding region runs from base 454 to 1596 and encodes 380 amino acids. NCBI's taxonomy places the organism in Eukaryota, Viridiplantae, Streptophyta, Magnoliopsida, Proteales, Proteaceae. The transcript has 10 exons.
AUCACCGGUGUAUCCAUUCCCGUCAUCCAUUUCAUAUCAUAUAUCCUUCCUCCUUUCUCUGCAAAUCAUCAAACAUACCCAGUUCGGGAAGACAACAUUUUAUCCUUUUCCCCUCCAAUAGGAACAAGCAAUCUUCUCUCUCUCUCUCUCUCUCUGCGCGUCUAUUCUGAAGAAUCGCCAUUAGACUCGGUCUCUCUGCUUUUUCUUCUCUCUCUCUGUUCCAGAGGUGAUCUUUUCUAACAGUGCUUUAUUGCCCUAUUUUUUUGGGCCAGUCUUUCCAAUCUGUAUUAGGGUUCUUCCUUUUUUUUCUUAUUUCUUAUUUCUUAUUUCUCAUUUGUCCUUUUGAACACUAAUCAUCCCAAAACUGUCAAUUUAUCAUUAUUUCUCUUUCUCUCUCGUUCUAAAUCUCUCUGUUAUUGAAUAGAACUUUGAGGGUUGGAUCCUUUUGACUUGAUGAUGACUUCUGUAAAGAACAACUUCCUACCCCCUGCUCUCGUCUCUAAUCUACAAGAAGUUCUUAUUAGCAGAAAGGGCGGCGAAGAAGAACCUUCCAACAAGCCCGAUGAAUCCCUCGAAGCUCCUUCUUCUUCUGCUUCGGAGACUGUCAACGAUUGCUUGAAACCCAUUGUUCUAGUGACCAAUGGGGAUGGGACUGAAUCACCUGGUCUUACCUUCCUUGUCGAAGCUCUCGUCCAAGAAGGUCAAUGCAAUGUUCACGUCUGCGCUCCUCAAUCGGAUAAAUCCGUUUCGGGUCACUCUGUGACGCUCCGAGAGAAGCUUGAAGUGUGUUCCGCAGAGAUUAGCGGGGCCACAGCAUUUGAAGUUUCUGGAACUCCUGCUGAUUGUGUCUCUUUAGCUUUGUCGGGUGCAUUGUUUUCUUGGUCAAAACCAGCGCUGGUCAUCAGUGGAAUCAACAAGGGAUCAAGUUGUGGUCAUCAAAUUUUCUAUUCAGGUGCUGUUGCCGGGGCAAGGGAAGCUUUGAUCUGUGGUGUACCAUCUCUUUCUAUAUCAUUGAAGUGGAAGAAAGAUGAAAGCAGUGAAAGUGAUUUUAAAGAUGCGGUUAAGGUGUGCUUACCGUUAAUACAUGCAGCCAUAAGAGAUAUCGAGAAAGGAGUAUUCCCCAAAAGUUGCUCUCUGAAUAUAGAGAUUCCUACUUCUCCCUUGACAAACAAGGGCUUCAAAGUCACCAGACAGAGUCUGUGGAGGUCUCUUCCAAGUUGGCAAGCUGUCUCAGCUAACAGACAUCCAUCUGCUGGGUUCAUGUCCAAUCAACAGAGUCUUGGCCUCCAGCUUGCUCAGCUCAGCCGAGAUGCAUCUGCAGCUGGUGCAGCACGCCGCAUUGGCACACAAAGGAAGAAUGUGGAGAUUGAAUCAGUUGGGGUUGCUGGAAAACCAGAUUCCCAACGAGUGAAGAAGUAUUUCCGUCUAGAGUUUCUGGAAAGGGAGCAAGAAGAAACAGAUGAGGAUCUUGAUUUCAGAGCACUUGAAAAUGGCUUUGUUGCUAUUACUCCUCUAUCAUUGUCAUCACAUGCUGAAUCUGAAACUCAAGCAUCUGCGUCUGAGUGGAUUGCUGCUACUCUUUUCAGGGACCAAUAAAGCUUGUUUAGAUUGACGUGGUUGGUAACACGGUGUACAUUUGGAAAUGGGAUUACAUUUUUUUUUUCUUCCCCCCCUUCUAUUCAACAUGCAAAUUUAUUCUGAUUUCUUCUGUCCCUUUCUUCCCCCCCUACCCCUGCCCAACCAAAAAGCUGGGGUUCUUUUAUCUUUGUGUACCAAUGAAGCAUACGCUUCUCUGUUUAACUUAUGUAUUGGGCAAGAUGUAAAAUCUCCAGUCAUCUUCUUUUUCCUGAUGCUAACAAUAUUUGGUUCAGUUUGAAAAUGUGGUGUUCCUGUUUAAGUCCAGUGAGUUGAGUUCGCUUUUUUGUAUCUUUUGAUGCAGACUGCAGUGGGGUUUACUUUUUUCCGCACUCUCCUAUUUACCCUUAAUACUGAAUCAUGCCUCAAAAAUGUAAUUUUUGUGGACAUCUAUGUUGUAUUUUAUUCUGUUUCUUCCUGGAAAGUAUGGAGGAAAUAUGCGUACUUAACUUUCC